Messenger RNA from Striga asiatica, 1362 nucleotides. Lineage: Eukaryota; Viridiplantae; Streptophyta; Magnoliopsida; Lamiales; Orobanchaceae. The record is from the annotation of a GenBank genome assembly.
AUGAAUGCUCUUGCUGCAACCAAUCGGAAUUUUCGCCAGGCGGCUCGCAUCCUCGGCCUGGACGCCAAGAUUGAGAGGAGCCUUUUGAUCCCAUUCAGAGAAAUUAAGGNCCCGUGGGCCCAUGAAAGGAGGGAUCAGAUACCAUCCAGAGAUCAAUCGUAUGUGUUGUUUUGUAUCUUUUUUGUGGGGUUUGGAGUGGGGAAGUUGGCUGCUGUUGACCCUGAUGAAGUCAAUGCUCUUGCUCAAUUGAUGACCUGGAAGACAGCUGUAGCAGAUAUUCCCUAUGGUGGGGCAAAAGGUGGAAUCGGGUGCACACCUAAAGAUCUAAGUACAAGCGAGUUAGAACGUCUAACUCGAGUCUUCACGCAAAAGAUUCACGAUCUUAUAGGCAUUAACACUGAUGUGCCCGCACCUGAUAUGGGAACUAAUGCUCAGACAAUGGCUUGGAUUCUGGAUGAGUACUCGAAAUUUCAUGGUCACUCUCCAGCAGUUGUCACGGGAAAGCCAAUUGAUCUUGGAGGAUCACUGGGUCGUGAGGCCGCAACUGGGCGUGGGGUUGUAUUUGCCACUGAAGCCUUACUUGCUGAACAUGGAAAGCCGAUCAAGGACUUGACGUUUGCCGUUCAGGGGUUUGGAAAUGUCGGGUCAUGGGCUGCAAGGCUGUUACAUGAGCUUGGAGGAAAAAUUGUAGCAGUGAGUGACAUAACUGGAGCAGUUAAGAAUGCUAAUGGCAUUGAUAUACCGUCACUAAUUCAGCACAAAGAGAAAACUGGCAAAUUAUCUGAUUUCAAUGGUGCUGACGCAAUGGAUUCUGACGAUUUGCUCACUCACGAAUGUGAUGUUCUCAUACCUUGUGCUCUAGGCGGAGUUCUCAACAGAGAAAAUGCAGGAAAUGUGAGGGCCAAGUUCAUUAUUGAAGCUGCAAAUCAUCCCACUGAUCCUGAAGCUGACGAGAUUUUGUCGAAAAAGGGCGUUGUAAUACUUCCCGACAUAUAUGCAAACUCCGGAGGAGUGACAGUCAGUUAUUUUGAGUGGGUCCAGAACAUUCAAGGGUUUAUGUGGGAUGAGGAUAAAGUGAAUGAGGAGCUAAAAAGAUACAUGACAAAAGCCUUCCACAAUAUAAAGCACAUGUGCCAAUUACACAAUUGCAACCUUAGGAUGGGAGCCUUUACAUUGGGUGUCAAUCGUGUUGCUCGUGCUACUCUACUCAGGGCUAGCACGACUGAGUAUGCAUGUUGUGCUCAUGAUUUAAAAGGCAAUGUGAGCAAGUUAAAAGCCUCUCUGUUUGAUGAUCAGUCUCAGGAAAUGAAGCUUCGUUUCGUCAUUGUCCCCAGUCUUUCUCUCGUGGCCGAGUACUUGUGA